UGUGAACACAAAUAUUUUGGUCUAGAAUGCAACAGAACAUGUCAUUGUAGAAAUGUCACAGAUUCCUGUAUGCAAUCUACUGGGGCAUGUCCAUCAGGCUGUGCUGUGGGAUACACAGGAGAGGAUUGUAGCUUACCGAUUUCCGAUAAUGAAGGUCAUUGUGAUCCACCGCCUAUUAUAACCAAUGGCCACUGGAGCGCUUGCUCCCAUGAAUUUGAAGGUGUUUGCUUAAUGUUAUGUAAUACUGGCUACAAAGCUCAAGGUAAAAGAACUAUAUCAUGUCAAGCUAACAAGCUCUGGACAAGCCAUGGAAGAUGCAAAAAAAGUUCUUCUUUUGAUGGUUGUAUGGAGGACUGGUAUGGCCCUCAUUGCCUUUACAGAGAGCUUACCUCUUUGAAAUUUGAAACGCUUCAAUCUGGAUUACUAAAGGCCGAAAAUUGUUCCGCAGCUAAUAAUAUUCAAAUGAAGUUUAUAGAUGAAAUAUAUUUUAAAUCUCUAAUGAUCAGGUACCAAGAAAAAAGCACCCUUGUCAAUGUAACUGUCUCAUUGAAAUCAUUGGAUGGAAUCAUAUUAAAAUGUGAAAAGAUAUUGACCUACUGGAUCGAUAGUUUUACUAUGUGGAUCGAUUGUGCCAAAGAUAGAUUUGUGAUUGAAGUAAACAUAAAAUUUAGUUCAUUUGUUUCCGUUUGUCAAGUCAGAUUAAACGGCGGAAGAAAUGUUAUAAAAGAGUCUCGCAUAGAAAUUCAUUCGAAUGGCCUACGUAUUCCGCUGAAUAAUACAGACUUGCUAGGGGUGUUCGAUAAUGAAGAAGAAGACAUCAAUUGUUUCACCAUUAUUAAACCAGGGCAAGAGAUCAUUUGGGAAUCUAACUUUGAUUGGCCGAGAGUAAUAUUUCAAAUUUUAAUUUUUACCACUGGAAAUUUAAACACAUCAAUGCACAAAUUUAAAGUCGAACUGUACAACGAUGAACAUGAAUUAGUAUUUACAGCUGCAAUCGACAAGUUCUCUAUACCUUAUACGUUAAAUAUUGGAAAAAUUGAAAUGAUCACGAAAAUUGUCAUCAUUGCAAGCGAGAUUAUGGCACUGUGUGAAUUACAAGCCUUUGGUGAUUGCACGAAUCGUAGAUACGGCAUAAACUGUAACCAUAUAUGUAUGACGACCUGCAAAAACCAAGAGUGCCAGUUUACAGGUGUUUGCAAAUUGUGUGUUCCAGGACGAUCUGGGGACUAUUGUCUAUAUUCAAACACAACACUUAAGUUUCCAAACAAUACGGAUGAGAAUUUUACGAUACAACCACUGUUUUACUCCGAGCAACAAACCAGCUCACUGUCAUGGGAGGAGCUUUUCGUUAUCAUUUUGGUCUUCGCACUUUGUCUUUUUGCAUUGAUGCUUAUUUUAUUCAGUCGUACUUCAAUUCCACGCCUAAAUUCUACUCAAGAACAAUCUUCUUAAAUGGGAACAUAGGACCAAGGAUUACUAAAAAUACCGAUGUUUAUUGAAUUUUUAAGAGAUGUCUGAUUCGUUUAUAUCUAUAUUGAAUUGAGACAUUCUACUCCUGAACACUUUAACUAGUCGUAA
Molecule: messenger RNA, 1578 nt
Organism: Physella acuta
Lineage: Eukaryota; Metazoa; Mollusca; Gastropoda; Physidae
Source: RefSeq, a predicted model, not a curated record